Messenger RNA from Salvia splendens (bonfire salvia), 2929 nucleotides. RefSeq names its product putative E3 ubiquitin-protein ligase LIN. Lineage: Eukaryota; Viridiplantae; Streptophyta; Magnoliopsida; Lamiales; Lamiaceae. The record is from RefSeq and is a predicted model, not a curated record. The transcript has 11 exons. Gene Ontology annotation, molecular function: protein binding; ubiquitin-protein transferase activity. Bases 3 to 2807 code for a protein of 934 amino acids. Gene Ontology annotation, biological process: protein ubiquitination.
UCAUGGUCAGCUGCGUGGAUGAUUCUUCCAUGGAAGACCCAACAACGGCUAACGCCCCAAAGGACUUUGUCUGCCCCAUCACCACCCGAAUAUUCGACGAUCCCGUCACCCUCGAGACCGGCCAGACCUACGAGAGAUCCGCCAUCCAAGAGUGGCUCGACCGAGGCAACCUCACCUGCCCCAUCACCCGCCACAACCUCCUCUCCCCCGACCUCCCCAAGACCAACUACGUCCUCAAGCGCCUUAUCGCCACCUGGCGCGACACCACCUCCCCCACGAGCGUCAUAGCCCCCCCUCCCAGCAAUGGCGAGCUGCAGCUCGCCAUCGCUGAAGUCUGCACCUCUGAGAUCCUGCUGGAUGCUGAGACAGCAGUCCUGAGGAUCCAGAGGUGCUGGAAGGAGGCUGAAUCAGCAGAUCACCAGAUCAUGUUGGAGAUGCUGACAAAGCCUCCUGUCAUCAACGGAUUCGUUGAGAUGCUUCUCAACUCCGUUGAUGAGAUUGUCCUAAGGACCACGGUGUACCUGCUCAGCGAGCUCGGGUCGAGGGAUGACAAUGUGGUGGCGACGCUUACUAGAGUGGACUCGGAUGUGGAGUGUAUAGUCCAGCUGUUUAAGAAGGGCUUGCACGAGGCCCUCGUGCUGGUGUACCUCCUUAGGCCGCCAGUGGAGAGCCUCGUGGAGAUGGAGCUCCCGGGGUAUCUCGUGGAUACCCUCAGCAACACUCGUAACAACAACAACGACCUCGCCUUCAAGAUGUUUAUGGAGCCUCACACUGCUGCGGUGCUUAUGCUGGCGCAGAUUCUACGGAGCUGCAGCCGGGAAAGUAGUUCAAGGAUAUCCACCAGCAUUGCUUCCACGCCAUCAUCGGUUGAGAGAAUCGUGGCGGCUCUGCAAGCGCCACGGAAUGAGGAGAGAGUAGCUGCUGUCAGUAUUCUGCUGAGAUGCAUUCUUGAGGAUGGAAAGUGUAGGAACAUAGUAGCUCACAAGGCUGAAUUGGUUUCUCUUCUGGAGAUUUUGUUUCAAGUAGGAGACGUGGAGCGCCUCGAGAUCAUUCAUUUCUUCUGUGAGUUAGUCAAGUUGAACAGGAGAAAUUUGAAUGAGAAAAUCUUGAGGACCUUGAAAGAUGAGGGUACUUUUAGCACAAUGCACACACUACUUAUCUACCUACAAAAUGCUCGCGCGGAACACUCUCCCAUUGUUGCUGGACUUCUUCUCCAACUUGAUCUUCUGGAGGAGCCAAGAAAGAUGAGUAUAUACAGAGAAGAGGCAAUAGAUGCUCUUAUUAGUUGUCUAAGAAACUCAGAAUGCCCAGCAGCACAAAUUUCAGCUGCAGAGACAAUACUCUCCCUCCAUGGAAGAUUCUCCUAUUCAGGAAAAUCUCUUUCUCGGGCCGUUCUCCUCAAACGCGCAGGGCUGGAGAAGAGCUAUGUGGCGUUUUUGCGAAGGGAUCAACGUCGUCACCACAUAUCUGCUAAUGCUCAAGACAUCAUGGAGGAUGAGAGAGCUGGUGAGGAGUGGGAGAGAAAAGUGUCUUUCCAUCUUGUGAGCCAUGAGUUUGGGCUAGUGUUUGAGGGUCUUGCACAAGGCCUGAGCAGCAGCAACGAGGAGUUGAGCUCGGUGUGCUUCAUGGCCGCGACAUGGCUGAUAUACAUGCUCUCGCUCCUUCCUGAUACGGGGAUAAGGGGAGCAGCGCGCGUGUGUUUGCUCGACCAUUUUGUGUCCGUUUUCAAAUCGGACAAGAAUGUUGAAGAAAGAGCACUCUCCAUGCUUGGCCUCAACAGCUUCAUCCGCCACAGCGAAGGGUUGCAGGAUCUAGCAGGUCACACCAAAGACAUCCUGAAAGGACUUAGGGAGCUUAAGAAAUCCUCUAGCAUGGCAUUUGAGAUGCUCAAAGUGCUGUCACAAGAGCACGACAAUAGCGCGGAUAUAUGGAGUCAUCAAGAACAAAGCCAAGAAGACUGCUCGAGCAACGGAGAAGUUGUUGCAGUAACAUGCUUCAAAGGAAAAAUUUUCUCCGGCCACUCAGAUGGAACCAUAAAGGUUUGGGGGCCGGAGCUAUGCCUCAUCCAAGAAAUACGGGAGCACACAAAGGCGGUGACUAGCCUGACAGUACUACAAUCAACGGAGAAACUGUACAGUGGGUCGGUCGAUAGGACAGUGAGGAUUUGGUCGAUAUCGGAGGAAGGAAUUUACUGUGAACAAGUUGAGGAGGUUAAGGAUCAGAUAAACAACCUGGUAGUUGCUAGCAACAUAGCAUGUUUCAUUCCACAAGGAGGCGGCGUCAAGCUGCACUCGUGGAAUGGAUCCUCUAAACUGCUCAAUCAAAGCAAGAAUGUCAAAUGUUUGGCUCUGGUGCAAGGGAAACUCUACUGUGGAUGUCAGGAUACUAGCAUUCAGGAAAUCGACCUAGUAACGGGAACGCUAGGAAAUAUACAGAGCGGCUCCAAGAAACUCAUAGGGAAAGCCAACCCUGUUUACGCGCUCCAAGUUCAUGACGGGUUGCUAUAUGCAGCAGGCCCUUCCCUCGACGGAGCAAAUGUUAAGAUAUGGAGCACAUCAAACUAUAGUUUGGUUGGAUCAUUGGCUUCGACGUUGGAUGUACGGACCAUGGCCGUGAGCUCGGAGCUCGUAUAUCUCGGAUCCAAAGUGGGAACUGUUGAAGUUUGGUGCAGAAAGAAGCUUAGCAGAGUUGAAACGCUUCAAACAAACCUCACCAGCAGAAUUCUUUGCAUGGCCCUUGACACAAAUCAGGAUAUCUUAGUCGUUGGAACCUCUGAUGGCAGAAUUCAGACGUGGGGGCUGAGCUAGAGGAAGGAUAUAAAAUGUCAGAACAUUUAGAGAUAAAGAAAUUUGUUAUAUUUUUUCGUCAUCCAAUAAAACAUCUGUUAUAAUUUUUCGACCACAAGAAGACAUACAUACAUCUACAUAUA